GCUGAUGCCUUCUCUGGCUGGCAGCGUGUCACUGGUACUGGGCUCUAGAAUGCUGGAGGAAUAGCUGCAUCUGGGAACAUUGUAUCCAAGAAUCGAGGAGAAGCUGGAAGCAACAGUGCUUUCAACCUGGAUAUGGGCUGAGAUCUCUCACUGUCAAACAUCUGAAUACCUCACAUCUAGGGCGUAGACUUGAGUAGACAAAGAGGCAGCCUAUCAGGCUUACAAGGGAUGAGGAAGAUCUGACGGUAGAAACACAGGAGUGGCUUAAGAGGUUCACCACAAUUAGCACUAUGACUGAUGGGGAUUAUGAUUAUCUGAUUAAGCUCCUGGCUCUCGGAGAUUCUGGAGUUGGAAAGACUACAUUCCUUUACAGAUAUACUGACAACAAAUUCAACCCCAAAUUUAUCACUACAGUUGGAAUAGAUUUUCGGGAAAAAAGAGUGGUAUACAAUAAUGCUGUCCCUGGUGGAACACAUGGGAAAACCUUCAAGGUACAUUUGCAGCUAUGGGACACGGCCGGUCAGGAAAGGUUUCGAAGUCUCACUACAGCAUUUUUCAGAGACGCCAUGGGCUUUUUAUUAAUGUUUGACCUCACUAGCCAACAAAGUUUUCUGAAUGUCCGAAACUGGAUGAGUCAGCUUCAAGCAAAUGCCUACUGUGAGAGCCCGGACAUCGUUUUAAUUGGUAACAAGGCUGACUUAUCAGAUCAACGGGAGGUUAAUGAAAGACAAGCGAAAGAGCUUGCAGAUAAAUAUGGAAUCCCAUACUUUGAAACAAGUGCAGCUACUGGACAGAAUGUGGAGAAGUCAGUAGAUGUGCUUCUUGACUUGAUAAUGAAGAGAAUGGAACAAUGUGUGGACAAGACCCAAAUACCAGAUGCCGUUAAUGGAGGAAAUUCUGGGAAAUUAGAAGAAGGAAAACCAGAAGGAAAGAAAUGUGCCUGUUAAAAAAAACAAAAAACAAAACAGAAAUAUAUAUAUAUAUAUAUAGACUCUGAAUAUCUUGAAACUGAAGUUUAUCAUGGCUGACAAACCACUACAUUGGGCAGUUUAUUCUCGCCGGUCAUUAUUAUUUUAUUAAAAAAUAGUGCUAUAAAUUCCUCCUGGAUCUCAUUGUUUCUAGCUGAUUUAUGGAACAUCUCUUGUGAAGAACGUGUUAAAUAUACAUAUUAAUAUAUGCAGCAGGAAUGAUUAAAAAAAAAAGAAAAAGUUAUAGAAAAAAAGCUGGUUAUUGUUGUCUAAAAAAAAAUAAUGCAUAUAUUUUAUUCUGAAUCAUCUUUCUGUAAUUUCUAGGUCAGUUUUGGUAUAAAAGUCAUUGCAAUUUUAAUUUCAGGCACGUAUCUAGAAUAGAAAAGUUUGGCUUUUUGUUUCGUCCCCACUGUAUAUUGUGUUAUAUCUACCUUGUGCUGUUUACAUUUCAGGAAGCACCUGACAUUUACUUGGACUUAAACAAAAUGUAGCUGUCUACCAAACAUUUGUGAAUGAUUUACAAAAAAAAUGUUAAAUGUAAAAUGCUUAAAGUGUCUGUAUUGCCAAUGAAAAAAAAUCUUGCAGGGAUUAAUUUAAGCCUCAGUUUUUGUGCUGAUAACUGGGUGUUUAGCUCUUCAAAUUCCAGAAUGAGUAUGUUCUUCUAUCUCCUGAUACUAUAUGAGUGAAAGAUCUGAAGGGCAUGUUUUGGAAACUUCGCGAAGGGUUUAAUACAUAUUUUUUUAGGCGAACGAAAGGUCUGUCGGCCAUGUCUCCUGUAAAUGUUAAAGAAGAUAUUGCUUGCAAUGGAUGAAAAAUGUAUAUCCGUCUCUCAGUCUACUGCUGAUAUAUUUUUUAUAAAUGUAGUUUUAAAUAGGAAUCAGUGGGCUAGUUUUUUGAAGUAUUUGACAAUUGCAUAUUUUAUUAACAAAAAGACCAUAAUACUGAUUUAUUUAAAUAGUCAAUCAAUCAUAUGAUCACGUAGGAUUUCACUAAACCAAAAGUUGGGAACAAUUAUUAAGAGAAUUGCAAAUUUUACAUUAAGAUAGCUCAAAUGCAAAAAUUCUAUGGCUUAGCCAUCUUUCCUGUAAGUUUAUUUUGGUUUAAAUUGUGCAUUUCCCUAUUCAAUUAAGGACAUGUCUCAAUUUAAUGCACAAACACCAAGGCGGUUUUUAAAAAUAAAUAAACAUCUAAUGUUCCUGAA
This is a messenger RNA of Pelobates fuscus (common spadefoot toad), 2169 nucleotides long. It is a transcript of the gene RAB27B, whose product is annotated as RAB27B, member RAS oncogene family. Lineage: Eukaryota; Metazoa; Chordata; Amphibia; Anura; Pelobatidae. The record is from RefSeq and is a predicted model, not a curated record. Gene Ontology annotation, biological process: cilium assembly; regulation of exocytosis; Golgi vesicle fusion to target membrane. Gene Ontology annotation, cellular component: trans-Golgi network transport vesicle; endosome; plasma membrane. The transcript is spliced from 8 exons. Gene Ontology annotation, molecular function: GTP binding; GTPase activity. The coding region runs from base 291 to 947 and encodes 218 amino acids.